UAUACCUCAUUUCACUUAACAGUGUUACCACAGCCCCUGGUGUUGCUAUCUAAAGAUCUGCCGCGAUCUGCUUCAGCCGCGAUUUGAAAUUUCUUGGCCAUGAGGAAAAUUGGCAUAUUGUUAGUAUUGCACCUCGCCCUUUUCUUCUACGACAUCAUUACUGGGUGUGAGGUGAUAUGCAGCUCUGGCGAGUAUUUUGACAAAAACACAAAAUGCUGUAAACUCUGCCCGGCGUGUAACCCUGGGGAAGAGUAUACAAACCACUGUGGACAUAACGACGCAGGGGAAAUAACGGGUGUUGGGUGUAAACCGUGUCGAAAGGAUUUUUUCCAGGACAUGAAAUCUCACAGGCGUUGCUCAACAUGCCAGUCGUGCAGAAGUGAUUAUAAAGUAGAAAUAGCAGCGUGCACGCCGAAGAAUGAUACUGUUUGCGCUGAUAAAUGUCCUGUAGGGAAACGUGAAGAUGAUGGAGUAUGUCGUGCGAUCCCGACUGCUACUGUACCAUUGACAACAACAGUUACCUCACCACCCACCGCAGCGACGACGAAACAGGUCCCCAGCGAAAAGACUAAGACAACGCUGCCGUUAACACCGUCCACACCCACUGAUCCGCCAGGAACUGAAACUGAUAGAGAUCCAAAAACCUCACAAAAGGUAAGUUCUGAAAGGCGCUUUGGUAAACCAGGCUGGAUGGUUUUCUUCUGUCUGAUGGGGUCUUUGGUUGGCACCACCUUACUCUUUGUGGCAUUUCGCAAACGAAAACAAAUCAAAGAAUUGUGCGGCGUGCCUUGCCGGAGGUAUCGAGAAUUGCCGUCCGAUCAUGAUGUCGAAGGCGGUAGUUCGUCGGCCCCCCUGACAUCAGAAGAUCACUACGCUGAACAAGCACAUAAUGUGACAAACGGAGCGGAACCUUUCUUUCCUCGAGACGAGGCUGUGUCACCAGCAUUAUUGUCACCCUUUCCCUCUACUGAACUAAGACAUCCUGGGGUCGGACAGAAGAAGGAGAUCGAUGAAAUGCAGUGUGCCUGUCGCAUAAAUCCAUCUGACCAGCUCAUGGACGAGAUGGGACACUCUUCAUCCUCCGAAGAACUGCAGUCUUGCCUGCAUGGAAGAAACACUCCAUCUGGCAAAAGUUCCUCAAACCCUCCAACCCCAGGAGUUUCCUCUCGCGAUGGUGCUACACCUGUUCGUGGGGUGUCACCCGUGAACAGUGGCGAUCCCUUUUCAUCGUCUUCGUCGUCACCUUGCUUUUCCUCUCGUAAUUGGUCGCGUAAUCCGAGUUACAACUCCUCAUCUUCAAUAAAUGAAACAUCAAGUCAUUCAAGUUGCUUGUCGCCUGAUCGUUGUCCUCCAUUGCCUCGUUCCACAUCAACUUCGCUACGCAUGACUCCUCGUGGCCAGUCCCCUAAUCAUUCAUGUAAUUGCAUAAUAUCUUCUACACCUUCCCCUUGUGCAACACCUCAACGUGGACCGUCACCUAAUCAGUCUUCCAUUCCAAGCACCGAGGUUCAUUCCGCGUCUUCGGAAGAACCAGAAAUCUCUAAUCAGAGUAGAGAUAAUAUUCCAAUGAGCAUCGAGGCCUGUGAUGAGAAGCACGAAACAGCAAUCGCACCGAGAAGCAUAAAUAGUAGCCCAGCUAGGCAAAGCAAAGAAAUCAAGGGUAACGCUGGUGGAUGGAAAAAAGGUAGAAAUCAGAAGAAGGAUUUGGUUUGUUCUUGUGUACAGGAAAUGGAUCACGAAGACCUUACUUCGGCGGGUAUAGACCACUCCAAGGGGGUUGCAAGCAGAGAGAAAGAUCCACGUCUGAUCGCUACUACUGGAAAAAGUGCCAACCCUGUCACUGCAGCAACUAUCGGGAAAGGACGGGAGGACGAGAUUGGACGGAAGAGCAUUAAUACAAACAGUACGGGUGAAUGUAAGUAUAAAAAGAUUUGCCGCAAACACGAAGCAGAGCAUCGCUGUCGAGAUUGUUGCCCACUACCAACUGAUUCCAUUUUUUCACUCAUCAACAAUGAUCGGCCCUGCCUCAGAGAAGAAAUAUGUAGAGAGCUUAAUAAAAACAGCGACUAUAAAGAUUUGGCUAUUUGCGGCAGAGUGGAGGCUGAGGUGAAAGAGCUGUAUGAGGGUAGUCCAAAUCCCGCGGAGCGUGUCUUGGAUCGACUGAAGGCAAAGCGUCCACAGCUGAAACUUAAGGAAUUCCAGGAAAUGCUAACAAAGAUCAAACGCAAUGACAUAGCGCACAUAAUUGAGAAUCAUCAUUUAUCAUGCAAUCUUUGUAUGAAAAAUAGUUUCGACUCAAGGAAUUAGGUUUGUUGUAAUUAUUAGGAGACCACAAAAAGCUGGACAUUUUUAAAUAGGUUUUAGUUAGCUGUACCAUAACCAAAAACAAAGGAACAAUAGAGAGCUUUUCAAUUGAUCUUCGAACGGAAUCCGUGAUUGCAUUGGUUUUGAAUACAAGCCUGUGCAAUUGGUUUAGAAAAAUCCCCCCCUUCAACCAAUCACAUCCAAGCUAGAACUAAUAACGAUCUAGUCAGUUCUGCCUCUCGGCGUUUCAGUUUAAUUGCACUUUGAAAUAUUAAACUUUGAGUUUCUUCAGAUGAAAAUAUUUCUUUUUUCUGAUUGCUGACUUCAGUAGA
Stylophora pistillata is the source of this 2636-nucleotide messenger RNA. RefSeq lists its product as uncharacterized. Gene Ontology annotation, biological process: Rho protein signal transduction. The record is from RefSeq and is a predicted model, not a curated record. Gene Ontology annotation, molecular function: nerve growth factor binding; coreceptor activity; death receptor activity. Gene Ontology annotation, cellular component: cell surface; plasma membrane. NCBI's taxonomy places the organism in Eukaryota, Metazoa, Cnidaria, Anthozoa, Scleractinia, Pocilloporidae.